Molecule: messenger RNA, 485 nt
Organism: Anopheles coluzzii
Lineage: Eukaryota; Metazoa; Arthropoda; Insecta; Diptera; Culicidae
Product: E3 ubiquitin-protein ligase synoviolin-like
Exons: 2
Coding region: 34-423 (129 amino acids)
Source: RefSeq, a predicted model, not a curated record
UUUCGUGCAAAAAAAAACCUCCAUGCGUUGGGUAUGAAAAGUGCAGCUGAAGAUGAGGAACCACACCCGCUCGUGCGGUACUGUCACGCGGACACACCGUACAGUGAGCUGAUUUGUCCGAUUUGCUGGGAGCUGCUGGCGAAGGACGUUUGCAUUACCUGCUGCGGGCAUAUCUUUCACGCCGACUGUUUGCUGCAGUGGUUCGAGUGCUCUAAAACCUGUCCCCAGUGCCGUAUUGCGUGUGGUACAUUCCAUCGCAUCGUUCCGAUCGGCUCGCGGGUGGACCAACCCAGCAAGUCUUGCACUGGACCGGCCGACCCGGAUCCAAGAGAUACGGCACUGGCCGAUACAUUUUGGAUAGUCGUUGCCUUUUUCCUGUUCGUGCUGUGCUGCCGGAUGGCGAAGAAAUCGUUUGUAGAGUAGUUAAGCUCGCGAGCGCUAUUCGAGCAGCGGGUUCGUGUCUACGGUAAGCGGCUGCUCGAAUC